Messenger RNA from Phialemonium atrogriseum, 1330 nucleotides. Its product is annotated as putative NAD(P)-binding-domain-containing protein. Gene Ontology annotation, molecular function: precorrin-2 dehydrogenase activity; protoporphyrin ferrochelatase activity. NCBI's taxonomy places the organism in Eukaryota, Fungi, Ascomycota, Sordariomycetes, Cephalothecales, Cephalothecaceae. Gene Ontology annotation, biological process: siroheme biosynthetic process. The transcript has 2 exons. The record is from RefSeq and is a predicted model, not a curated record. The coding region runs from base 140 to 925 and encodes 261 amino acids.
CCACGUGCCUCUCAACCUUGGGUUCGUUCGUCUUAUCGUUAUCGUCACCUGAAGCUUGGGUGCCCUUUUUUAUCACCAAAAGCUCCAGAAGCUUGCCCAAGUUACAAUUCAGUCUCAAUCCCCAGUCAGCGACUCAACCAUGUCAGAAUCUAAGAGGAAAUUCCCCAAGGUCCAAGGCGGAGGCAGUUUGAUACUUGCCUGGCAGGUCAGGGACAAGAAGGUCCUCGUUGUCGGCGGCGGCCAGGUCGCCGCCGGCCGAAUCCUCCACUGCCUCAACGCCGACGCCGACGUAACAGUCGUAGCGCCCUCCUCCGGCCUCGACCCAGAGGUAGCGCACCGCAUCGCAGCCGGCGAAGUAACCCACGUAGACCGCACCUUCGAGCCCUCGGACCUCGACGACGCCACCUCCAUGGUCCUCGUAGCCAUCGACGACCCGGCCGCCUCGAGCGCCAUCUGGCGGCUCUGCCGCGACCGGCGGAUCCCCGCCAACAUCGCCGACGUGCCGCCGGAGUGCGAUUUCUACUUCGGCAGCGUGCACCGCGACGGGCCCGUGCAGGUCAUGGUCAGCACCAACGGCAAGGGCCCCCGCCUGGCGGCGGCGCUGCGGCGGCGAGUCGCCGCCGCGCUGCCGAGGGACGCGGGGAGGGCCGUCGAGGCCGUGGGGCGGCUGCGGGUCAUGCUGAGGGCGGUGGCGCCGGCGCCGGCGGAUGGCGCCCGGAGGAUGGAGUGGAUGACAAAGGUCAGCGAUGCGUACGACUGGGAGGACAUGUGCGAGCUGGACGAGGAGGAUAUGGGGAAUCUGUUGCGGUUCUACCCGUCUAACGAGGUGCCGUCUCUCGACGUGCUGAAGAGCAUGAGGGCCGGUGGAGACUAUGGCAAGAUAGACGUUUUUGAUGGUUCUUUUGGAUUCAGUGUUGGGGCGUGAUCAUUGGGGCUCGAAGGGGUAAUAAUAAUACUUGGGGAUAAACAUGUUGAGUACAUGGGCGUUGGCUAGGAAGAGGAUUAUACCAUGGAUCUAGAGAUUGACUCACCGCUUGGAUUUGCAAAAUAUUAAGUUGUCUCCCAUUCCAGGUUUCUUAACUAAGUCAUAUAUCUUAGGUAGGAUGGUCCUGUCCUGAUAUCCUCUGAUACUCCCAAGAAUACGACCCCUCAUGAUCGUACAUGGAUGGCUGUCAUGACAGUCGACAGGACAAGCAAGGCGCGUAUAUAUAUGUGUGUGUAUACUGUACAGUAAUGCAUGGCAGACAUUAGGCCCUCCUCUGUGCUUAGGGAGGGUUUGAAAGACCGAUGUGAGGACCUCCCAACAAUAUCCUGACAUCUCUAGGCCUUC